CGUUCCCUCGCGCAGCCGUCGUCAACACAACAGAGGAAGUGGCCACAAGCUAAAGCUAGCUUAACGGAAAACUGAAGUGCCGGAGUCAAUACGCCGUUUAUUACCGGUCGCAGUGGGUUAACCAACGUUAUUACUCGUUAUCGAUAAAGUAACUCACUGGCUUCACUCGGUUUCCUGUUGACAUGGAGUGAGGGCGGGGGGAGGGUGGGGGGAGACAAUGUUUAGGGGCAGUAGCCGUGGCUCGCUAACUUCCGAGCUAGCAAGCUAGCUGAUCAGCUGUUUGUUUUGGUCGGGGUGGUAGUUUCGCUAACACGGCAAACUGCAUUUGAUCGCAGCAGCAGCAGCAGCAGCAGCAGCGCAGCGACGCCGGAGGUUUACCACACCCGAGUUCCAUCGUUGCCUGUCGAAACACCGAGCUGCUGCCGUCGGUUAAUGCGACGCACACAGGCGCACCGCCCUAACAUCAUCCAUCAGCGCCCCGUCAGGUCAGCUGUUGUCCCGUGUGCGGUUGAUCCAUCACCGCACAGCUGUGUAAUCUGCAUCGGCAACAUCGCUCUAAGAUGCAUGACGCAUAUGAAUCGGUGCCUAUUUUGGAAAAGCUUCCCCUUCAGAUUGACUGUCUUGCGGCCUGGGAGGACUGGCUGCUUGUUGGAACCAAACCAGGGCAUCUGCUUCUCUACCGAAUAAAAAAAGAUGCAGGUACCAAUCGGUUUGAGGUCACACUGGAAAAAUCCAACAAGAACUUCUCCAAGAAGAUUCAGCAGCUUUACGUUGUCUCACAGUACAAAAUCCUUGUCAGUCUUCUGGAGAACAACAUCCACGUCCACGACCUCCUGACAUUCCAGCAGAUCACUGUGGUGUCCAAAGCCAAAGGAGCCACGCUCUUUGCAUGUGACCUGCAGCGAACCAUCUCAGGGGAGGAAAGGCUGAGGAUGUGUGUCGCGGUGAAGAAGAAGCUCCAGAUGUAUUACUGGAAGGACAGAGAUUUCCACGAGCUGCAGGGGGACUUCGGUGCACCAGAUAUUCCAAAGUCCAUGGCAUGGUGCGAAAACUCCAUAUGUGUCGGUUUCAAGCGAGACUAUUACCUUAUUCGGAUGGACGGCCGCGGUUCCAUCAAGGAGCUCUUCCCCACCGGGAAACAGUUGGAGCCGCUGGUCGCGCCGCUGGCUGAUGGGAAGGUGGCGGUGGGGCAGGACGACCUGACUGUGGUCCUGAACGAAGAGGGCGUCUGCACCCAGAAGUGCGCCCUGAACUGGACAGACAUCCCCAUAGCGAUGGAGCACCAGCCCCCGUACAUCAUCGCUGUUCUCCCUCGGUACGUGGAGAUCCGGACCUUUGAGCCGAGGCUGCUGGUGCAGAGCGUGGAGCUGCAGAGACCUCGCUUCAUCACCUCAGCGGGGCAGAAUAUCGUGUACGUCGCCAGCAACCACUUUGUGUGGCGCCUGGUGCCCGUGUCGAUAGCCACCCAGAUCCGGCAGCUUCUCGAGGACAAACAGUUUGAGCUGGCUCUGCAGCUGGCGAUGAAGGAUGAUUCCGAUGGUGAUAAGAAGCAGCAGAUUCACCACAUCCAGAAUCUCUACGCCUUCAAUCUGUUUUGCCAGAAGAGAUUUGACGACUCCAUGCAGGUGUUUGCCAAACUCGGCACAGAUCCCACCCAUGUGAUUGGACUGUACCCAGACCUGCUGCCGUCAGAUUACCGCAAACAGCUCCACUAUCCCAACCCCCUGCCCACCCUGUCCGGGGCGGAGCUGGAGAAGGCUCAUCUUGCUCUUAUUGAUUACCUCACCCAGAAACGCAGCCACCUGGUGAAACAGCUGAAUGACUCCGACCCCUCCACGACAUCUCCCCUCAUGGAGGGCACGCCGACUAUUAAAAGCCGCAAAAAACUCCUGCAGAUCAUUGACACCACCCUCCUGAAAUGUUACCUGCACACCAACGUGGCCCUGGUGUCGCCCCUCCUUCGUCUGGAGAACAACCACUGCCACAUCGAGGAGAGCGAGUACGUGCUGAAGAAGGCUCACAAGUACAGCGAGCUCAUCAUUCUCUACGAGAAGAAGGGCCUGCACCGGAAAGCCCUGCAGGUGCUGCUGGACCAGUCCACCAAGGCCAACUCUCCGCUGAAGGGCCACGAGCGAACCGUGGAGUACCUCCAGAGACUGGGCGUGGAGAAUCUGGGCUUCAUCAUUGAGUUUUCCCCCUGGGUGCUGAAGAUCUGUCCUGAGGACGGCCUGAGGAUUUUCACCGAGGACCUGACGGAGGUGGAGACUUUGCCUCGGGACAAGGUGCUGAACUUCCUGAAGGAGGGCUUCAUGGAGCUCGCCAUCCCGUACCUGGAGCACAUCGUCUACGUGUGGGACGAGAAGGGGCCGGAGUUUCACAACGUGCUGAUCCAGCUCUACCUGGAGCGGGUUCAAGUCCUCAUGAAGGAGUACCUCAACUCGCUGCCAGAAGGGGUUCCAGCUGUUGCUGCAGGAAAGGAGAAAGGCAGCCUGGGGGAGUACAGGAACAAGCUGCUGUCGUUCCUGGACAUUUCAACCAGCUACGAACCAGCCAGACUCAUCAGUGACUUUCCCUUCGAUGGCCUGCUGGAGGAGCGUGCGCUGCUUCUGGGUCGGAUGGGGAAACACGAGCAGGCGCUCUUCAUCUACGUUCACAUCCUGAAGGACACACACAUGGCUGAAGAAUACUGUCACCGACACUACAACAGUUCAGUCGAAGGAAAGAAAGAUGUUUAUCUGUCCCUGCUGCGGAUGUACCUGUCUCCACCUGACGUCCACUGUCUGGGGCCCAUUAAGAUGGAGCUGUCGGGGCCUCAGGCGAACCUCCGCGCUGCCCUGCAGGUCCUGGAGCUGCACCACAGCAAGCUCAACACCACCAAGGCCAUCAAUCUGCUCCCGGCAAACACUCAGAUCCGAGAGAUCCGGGUGUUCCUGGAGAGCGUCCUGGAGGAGAAGGCUCAGAAGAAACGCUGCAACCAGGUGCUGAAGAGUCUCCUGCAGGCCGAGUUCCUCAGGGUGCAGGAGGAGCGAAUCUUCCACCAGCAGGUGAAAUGUGUCAUCACGGAGGAGAAGACCUGCAGAGUUUGCAAAAAGAAAAUAGGGAACAGCGCGUUCGCCCGGUAUCCCAACGGCGUGGUGGUUCAUUACUUCUGCUGCAAAGACCGCAACGCGUGUCCCACCGAGCAGUGACGGCUCCUCGCUCAGGACGGUUCACUCAAUCGGUAGCUCCCUCCCUCGUGGGGCUUCGGGCGGCUCGGGACAUCCACGACGCCAAGCACAUCAGAGUGUCUCUGAAUCCUAAGAGUCCGGACAUUUUCUUUUCUUUUUUUUUUUUUAAAACCCGAGUUCACCCCCACCGGGACACUUUGUUGUCGCCACGCUCGACGAGCUCCGUCUGAAAAGCGAAAGCUGCGACUUUUCUGACUCCCUGUGCGUGAAGUAAAAGGAGGAACGCCCGGGGGGUCACUCGGCAGGAGCGGAGGAAUGACGAGACCCUGACGUUUGUUCACCGUAAUGCUAGAAGGGAUUUUGCUGCGCUGCAUGUUGCCUUGGAAGAAAAAGAAAAUGGGCGCUAUUGACAGAUCUGUAGAAGAAGAGGUGGUGUACUUCUCCUCAGCAGGAGAUGACCACGAGCCUCGGUCGGUAGUUGUCUUCUUUUUCCUCUCUCACUGUCGCUCUCCACUCCUCAAACACUUGCUUCAUACGCCAUAACGACUGUUCAACGCCUUGUGUGACUGAAGAUUGUACCAAACAAUGAAGUCAGAUUAUUCUUUUCUUUGCAUGUGCUGGUGCAGACGAAGCAAAGUCACGUUCGUCCUAGUGUGUUUGGCGACUUCGCUGACUAAUAUUCACAGCUGCGUUCGUUUCUUUAUUUACCGUCCGUAGAACUUGUGAAUGAUUUCUACCAGACAACCUCCACGCUUUUUACGUCGUCAUCUAUCCGGCUGUAUUAAAAGAAUGUUUUAUUCCCCAGUCACCUCAGAAGUUUACGAGGUAACACUUACUUCUUCUUUUUUUACAGUGAGACUAUGUAGCUUUUCAGCAGCACCCCAGGUGGCCACAAGUUGUAACUACAAGAUGAUCACAGAGUUUCGUGUAAUUUCACAUUAUUUCGUUCGGGUUAGUGACGAGCUGCGAUGAUCAGAUGGAUUAAUUAAAUUAAUUUAAAAGCUUCCAGCGCCAUAAAUGUGAAGAUCUGCUACUUUUUCUUUGUCGUAUAAUAGAAUAAAUUGAAAGGUUUUGGACCGUUUGAUUGGACAAAACCAGAUUUUUUUUCUUUUUCCCUUAAACAUUUUAUUUAACGGUUCAUAAACAUUUAGCAGCAGCUCUAUCAAUGAUAAUCAAUAUGUCUGCUGCCUGUGAUGAGAUGAAACCAGUGUUUCAUAAGCACAAGUCAUAAAGUGAGAAAACUUAGCAUUAGCUCAAAUUAGCCACCGCGAGCAGCCGGUGUGAGCACUGAACAGAGAAAUUGUUCCCAUCUUCUUCUUUUUUUUGCAAAAGGAAGACAAUGUUACGAAGGCUGUCUUUGUGACGGAUCACAAAAGUAUACAGCACUUUAAAAGUGGAUGGAUGUUUUCUUUUAUUUUUUAUUUAUUACCAAAUCACAUAUGAUAAGAACUGGAAAGUAAUUGUGAACGAGUUGAGGUGCGAUCGAUCCGUGUGCAUUUUAAUUUUAAAUGGCAAUAUUGUAAUAAAAAGGUCCGUUUGCCGUCCGCAUGGGAGGUAACUCAAGAAGCAGGACUCCACGGUUUAUUAGAAAAGAUGCAAGUUAUGAAUGUGAUGUGAUGCUCUUACGAUGAGUAGAGGUACGGCAGUGUGUGAGUGUGACAGUUAACCACUAAAGCCCACGUCUGACUAGGUGGAGAAUCUUUGCAAAAGUUAUUUUUAAAGUUGUUGUGCGUCUCCCACUCUCUCUCUUAAAGUUUUGCACACAUUCUCUGCGAAGACUGUUUCAGAUUUUUGUUUUGUUUAUGAAUGCUAAAAGUUCUACCACCCUGCGCGCGCGUGUGUGUGUGUGUGUGUAUGUAUACUGUCUAUACUGUCUAAAAGACACAAGGAGAGUUAAUGACCAUUUUUCUCAUUAAAGGUUAUUUGACUCGG
Scophthalmus maximus (turbot) is the source of this 5099-nucleotide messenger RNA. It is a transcript of the gene vps39, whose product is annotated as VPS39 subunit of HOPS complex. NCBI's taxonomy places the organism in Eukaryota, Metazoa, Chordata, Actinopteri, Pleuronectiformes, Scophthalmidae. Gene Ontology annotation, molecular function: protein binding. The transcript is spliced from 24 exons. Gene Ontology annotation, biological process: vesicle-mediated transport; endosomal vesicle fusion; intracellular protein transport. Bases 561 to 3188 code for a protein of 875 amino acids. The record is from RefSeq and is a predicted model, not a curated record. Gene Ontology annotation, cellular component: membrane; cytoplasm.